This is a messenger RNA of Dioszegia hungarica, 798 nucleotides long. RefSeq lists its product as uncharacterized. The coding region runs from base 1 to 798 and encodes 265 amino acids. The transcript has 2 exons. Gene Ontology annotation, cellular component: membrane. NCBI's taxonomy places the organism in Eukaryota, Fungi, Basidiomycota, Tremellomycetes, Tremellales, Bulleribasidiaceae. The record is from RefSeq and is a predicted model, not a curated record.
AUGGCACCUGUUUCCACCCUCUCCUUCAAAUGCGCGCUCGUCACCGGCGGCAGUGGAGGCCUUGGUAAAGCCAUGGCCGAGUCCUUGAUCAAGAAGGGCAAAAAGGUCCUCCUUGCCGGCCGGUCGGAGGACAAGCUCGCCUCUGCCGCCAAAGAGCUCGGGGCGGCGGGAUACUACGUCCUCGACACGGGCAAGGUCGACGCUAUCCCCUCCUUCCUUGACAAGGUCCUCGCGGACCACCCGGACCUUGACUGCCUCAUCAACAAUGCCGGCGUGCAGCGUCCAUUCCAAGUCUUGGGUCCGGACUACUCGUUCGACCUCGCCCAGGCGGACCAGGAGGUCGACAUCAACAUCCGGGGUCCCAUGCACCUCUCCAUCCUCCUCGUCCAGCGCCACUUUUCCAAAUUGGACGGCGGCGCGGUCAUCAUGAACGUAUCGUCCGUACUCGGUCUCAACCCCUUUAGCGUCAUCAACCCAAACUAUAACGGGACCAAGGCGUGGUUGCACAUGUUCACCACGAACCUCCGGACACAGCUGAGGGAUGCGGGUACCAAAAUCAAGGUGGUGGAGAUCGUGCCGCCGUCGGUGGGGACGGAUCUGCACAGGGAUAGGACGGAUCCGGAUGACAACAAGAAGGAGAAGGGGGCAAAGGCGCUGACGGUCGACGAGUUUAUGGCGGAUGUCGAGGAGGGAUGGAAGACGGAUCUGGAUACGGUCAGUGCGGGGAUGGGCAAGGAUUUGGUUCAAAAGUGGGAUGAGACUUUCGGGAGCAUGUACAAGGAGGCAACGGACAAGUAA